AUGGCAAGGGACUGGCAGUCACUGAACGAAUAUACUCUGUUCUGCCGGGGCAGGCUGGCCAACCCCUACCCCCUCUACCAUCAACUGCGUUCGGAAGACCCGGUCCACUGGAGCGAGCGGGCCAACAGUUGGAUUCUGACCCGCUACGACGAUGUCCGGUUUGCCCUGCAGCACGACCCGCGCCUCACGGCCGAGCGGCUCAGCUUGUUGCUGGCUCAACUGCCUCGGGAGGUUCAGGCGGAAGUGGAGCCCCUGCGACGGCUCCUCUCCACCUGGAUGCAGUACUACGACCCCCCCGACCACACCCGCCUGCGCUCCCUGGUCAACCGGGCCUUUACGCCGGGAACUCUGGAGCGCCUGCGGCCCCGAAUUGAGGCCAUCGCCGAGGAUCUUCUGGAGGCGGUCCGGGCCAAAGGACGUCUGGACGUGAUCUCUGAAUUCGCCUACCCGCUGCGGCCAUCGCGAUUGCCGAGCUGCUGGGGGUGCCCCCCGAGGACCGGGACCGGUUCAAGCGCUGGGCCGACGACCUGA
Messenger RNA from Geodia barretti, 531 nucleotides. The record is from the annotation of a GenBank genome assembly. NCBI's taxonomy places the organism in Eukaryota, Metazoa, Porifera, Demospongiae, Tetractinellida, Geodiidae.